Caenorhabditis angaria is the source of this 1654-nucleotide messenger RNA. The record is from the annotation of a GenBank genome assembly. Lineage: Eukaryota; Metazoa; Nematoda; Chromadorea; Rhabditida; Rhabditidae.
AUGAAAAAAUUCAGCAAAUUAAUAAUAUUUCAAUUACAAAUUCUAAACUAUCUAGUUCAUUCCCAACAAUAUUUUUCACAAUCAAAAUGUGAAAACAACGGAAAAAUUCAUGAAUUUUUGGUUCUAUCUGAAUUACCACAGGAAGCCGAAAAAUCAGUUUGCGUGGAAUUUUAUGAAUCUGAGUUGGAGAAUGUUUUGAAGGAUUUGAUAAAAUCUGAAGUGAUGAGGAAGUUUAGACAGGAGAAUCGGGUGAAAUUGGAAAAAGUGAUCGGGGAAAAUUAUGCGAUUUAUAUUGCUUUCAGAAGGUAGGUUUCAAUUUUUGAGAAAAAGUUAGGCUAAGUCUACUUUUUCUAGAAAAAAUCCCUUGAAAACCACAACAAUUGAAAUCGCAGUUUCCAACGAUGAAUCUCGUUAUUUCGCCAGAAUCGAAAUCUUCCCCGACUUCAAAGUCAAAUUAUCAUCGCACACUGAAAUGAACGUUCAGCCAGUUAUAUCUCAAAUCUCAAAGCCUUCGGAUUAUUUUCAAAUUCAAAUUCGAUUUGUUGACGGAAGGGUGAAAUUAACAAAUAUUCUUGGAAGCGAGCCAGAUCUUAUUGCUGAAAUUUCGCUUUCAUUGAAAUCCAAAUUUCAAUCGGAUUUGGUGAAAAUGGAGAAUUUGAAUGUUUUUGAGAUGGUUUAUCAUGAGUUAGUUGUUUGUUUCUAGAAACAUUUGGAAUUUUUGGUUUUUUUUAGAAAUUGUGGCUUGAAAAACACCUAUGAAGUAAGCAAAACGAUAAAACGAGAAACAUCAAAAGAAGCUAGAGAUUUUGAAAGAUCAACAAUCGAACUAUGGAAUUCAGAAACUCAAAUGAACUAUUUGAGUUUAAAAAAAACUACAGAUUGGGUUGAAACUUUAAUGUUUCAUGUUUUCAACCGAAAAGAAAAUGCUGUGGAUUUCAGAAUUCGAUAUAUUUCGGAACUUAAAAAGAAAAAAGUGAGAGGAAAAGAAAAUCUAACCAGCUAUGAUUAUGAACUCAAAGACAACACGAUAUUUCUCGAAAAAAUGUGGUGGAAAUGGGUUCACUCAAAUCCCUUUGGUUCUUUCGAAAAGAAAUUUGAAAAAGAGGAGCCGGUGGAGAUUUUGCAGAAUUUUACCGGAGUUACGUUGUAUUUGUCUCCAGAAAUGUCUCCAAAGCAGAAAUAUCCCGUGCAAAAUUCGGAAUUGCAAAUCACCAAUCAAACAAUUUUGAAGAAAACUGAUCAUCCUUGUGGCGGUCAAGAUAGAUGUGAAUUUGAGGCGCAGCGAGUUGAGAUAACUUCAAAAUCGUCAAUUUCGGGAUUUCGAUUUUUUAACGAAACUGAUUAUUUGGCCAAAUAUUGCUUUGUUAUCGGGCCAAAGUCAUUUUUCCAAGAAACUCUGAGAUUCUAUAAUAAUUGCACAGCUAUUGAGAAACCUUGGAGUUUCUGUUCAACUUCUCCGGAUCUCAAAAAUCAUGUGGAAAUAUCAAAAAUUUCAAGGAAAACUGUAUUGAGAGAAGAUAAGGAAAACUGUUGUGGAAAUUUUCGUUUCACCAGAAAUCAACAUACAAUCUGCAAAAUCUACACCUUCCACUUCAAAACCAAUCAUUCAUUCACGAUCAGAAUAUACAGUUUCAGAGAUAUUUUCAGCCAGUAA